This is a messenger RNA of Carassius carassius (crucian carp), 2650 nucleotides long. RefSeq names its product homeobox protein Hox-C12a-like. The transcript is spliced from 2 exons. NCBI's taxonomy places the organism in Eukaryota, Metazoa, Chordata, Actinopteri, Cypriniformes, Cyprinidae. The coding region runs from base 511 to 1335 and encodes 274 amino acids. The record is from RefSeq and is a predicted model, not a curated record. Gene Ontology annotation, molecular function: sequence-specific double-stranded DNA binding; DNA-binding transcription factor activity, RNA polymerase II-specific. Gene Ontology annotation, biological process: regulation of DNA-templated transcription.
UUUCUUUAAAACAAGCCUGUAAAAGAUGAUCAUCACACCUUUAUAAAUGACACUGAAUUCAACCGUAAUUUGUUUGAAAACAAUGUCGAAAGGACCCUCUCUUUUAAUGGAAAAAAAACAAAUCUCUUUGUGGGGGGAAAAUAUUUUUUAUUGUAUUCAUUUAUUUAUUUUGUUACCAAGUAAUAAAGAUUAAACGAGGCCAGAGACACUUCUAUAUAUUUCUAAAGAGGAAAGUGAAAGACGAUCCGUUUAGAACCUUUGAGCUAGGGGAAAUGAAAAAACAAGAUUUUACAUUUUUAAUAAGAUAUUUUAUAGUAUUUUAAAAAAGCAUAUAAAACCCGUAAUAUAGUUAAUGUUUUGUCUGAAAUGGACAAAGUGGGUGGUACCUUCUAGUGUUCGAGUAAGCUCCAGCACGUGACGUGGAAAUGACCAAUCAGGUGCACCUCCAGGUUUAACUACGUUAAAUGUCAGAUUGCAAUAAACUAGAAGCUGUUGGUCUGGCCCGCGGAAAUGGGCGAGCAUAAUCUUCUUAAUCCUGGGUUUGUGGGACCUUUGGUAAACAUCCACACUGGAGACAGGUUUUACUUCCCGAAUUUUAGAGCCUCAGGGGGACAGCUGGCGGGGCUACCGUCUCUCUCGUACCCUAGAAGGGACAAUGUUUGCUCUCUCCCGUGGAAUCCAUCGGAGUCCUGCAAUGGAUAUCCUCAGUCUUACUUUAGCAGUUCCGUAUCCAUUAACCCCUCUUUUAAUCGAUCUUGUGAAAUAACCCGACUGGAGGAAAGCAAGUGUUAUUAUGGCAAUUCCAGCAGCACCAGAGAGCCGUGUUCAGAAAGCAACAAUCUUAAAGGAGAGGAGCGAGCAAGAGAUGCAUCAUUAUCGUCUGAUCACGGGAUGCACAAUGGGAUGGGCAACAGUGGCACCUUCUCAAAGUAUGAUUAUGGCACCGAGCAUCUGACCCAAGACCCGCCAUCCUGUCAGUCCUUGGAGUCCGACUCCAGUUCUUCAGUGCUAAACGAAGGGGGAAAGGCUUCAGCAGGCGACCCACAAACCCUGGUAUCGCAGGGAAACCACGCAAGCAAUAUCGCCACUGGCGGAGGUGCCCCGUGGUACCCGAUGCACACUCGGACCCGCAAGAAGCGAAAGCCCUAUUCCAAACUGCAGCUGGCCGAGCUUGAGGGAGAGUUCAUGUUGAACGAGUUCAUCACCCGGCAGCGACGUAGGGAGCUGUCUGACAGGCUCAAUCUCAGCGACCAACAGGUUAAAAUUUGGUUCCAAAAUCGGCGGAUGAAGAAAAAGAGACUGUUGCUAAGGGAGCAUGCGUUGUCCUUCUUUUAAGGAGGCACAAAAUAUAGGCUACAUUGCUUAAUGGUAGUUCAACAACAGUAUUUAGUGAAUGGUAAUCUACCAUUGACCCAUUUUACUCUGAAAGUCUUGCACCACGAUACCUUCAGAAAAAUCAAAUAAGAAUUCAAACACAGUUGGGGUACGCGACCAAAUGAUGGCUCCAGAAGUCUGCUUAUUCAAUGUGGUCUAUGUGGUGUUUAUCUAAAAGGGUUCGUGCCCACCAAUUUUGGGCAUGUAUAUGGUGGGAAUGUUUAAGUUUUGAUAGUAACAAGCUGUCUGAGCCAUGACUCACUUUAUUAAGUAAUGAACUACUAGUUAGAAACUCAGAAAAAUAUAAGCUGUGAGAUAGCAUUUCGGACAAGUAAAAUGUUUUCUUAUCAGUCUGAAAUUAUUGCUAAAUAUUUAUUGUCGGAGUGUUAAAACGAUUUUUGAAAUUAUAACAACCCUCGUGCCAUGAUCAGUGUUCUAAGCUAGAAAGAAAAAUGGACUGAAACGCCAUACUUGGUCAUAAUGAGAAUCCUUAACUGUUCGCAAUCUCGCAUCUAUGUUUUUAUUUUGCUAGUUAUCUCUAAGAAAGGCCCUUUCAAGCUCAGUACUAGACAGUAAGAAGCGUGGGCAGCGUUAAGCCAUCAACGUCUUAUCUCCUUUCCGCAGUCACCGCCACGUGUUCUAUGGCACGUUCACGGUCACGGGCAAAAAGUUAGUGACCCAACUCAUAUCUUGCGCCCUUGAGAACCAAACUGCAAUUACAGAGCAGCCUUUAUGAACAGACUUUGAUCUAGCCUGUGAAAUGUCUUUCUGACAAAUGUUAGGAGAUUUAUUUCUACUGGAUAUUGGUAAAAGUGUACAUUUGUAGGCCUGCAACUAUAUGCCGCACAAACUGCUAAUAAAAUAUUUAAUCAUGGCAUAGUGAAAAACUAUAGGCGACUCUAUCAUAUUUGCAUUUUAACAACAUAAAUUUUCCAUUAAUGAUUGCUUGUCCCUUGAUCUGCGUUAUUUGGACAUAUCCGCUUACCUAGUUAAUUAAGUCACAACAACAAUGCUUCUGGGAGAGAAAUGCAUGGUCAAGUAUUAUUAAGAAAAAGCGCAAUUAUAAAUUAAAACAAAGAUUAAGUAAUUUAUAAGUGUAUUGGAAGUAGUAAUUAUACUGAAGAGACCAGAUCUAAAUCCUAAUAUUCACAAGCCUGUUUUGCUAAUUAGCGGGACCCAUUGUGUUAUUUGAAACAUCAUUUUCCCAGAUCAUGGAUUAUAUGCCAGUGAAAUAUUUCAUAUUUGCUGCAUGAUUACAAUGACUGUAGUUAGAAGG